Molecule: messenger RNA, 1245 nt
Organism: Penicillium longicatenatum
Lineage: Eukaryota; Fungi; Ascomycota; Eurotiomycetes; Eurotiales; Aspergillaceae
Product: glycoside hydrolase family 64 protein
Exons: 1
Coding region: 1-1245 (414 amino acids)
Source: RefSeq, a predicted model, not a curated record
AUGGCGACUUUGAAUUUUGCCUUGGUCAACAACACCGGCUCCAGUAAGGCUUAUGCUUAUAUCACUGGACAGGCCAUCGACAAUGGCAAUGCACUCUUUCUAUUACAAUCGGAUGGCAAGACAGCCUACUACCCGACAUCGCCGUCGUCUACUACCACUGCCCUAGCUCAAAAUUGUGCCAUCUCUCUUGGAGCAUCAGGCACUACAACGACAGUGACGAUUCCACAUUUAGCCGGUGCCCGGCUGUGGUUCUCGCGCGAUGCUACCCUCACUUUUUACUUGAACCCUGGUCCAGCACUCGUGGAACCCUCGUCUUCCAAUCCAUCGGAUCCCAACUACAAUAUCCGCUGGGACUUCUGCGAAUUCACUUGGAAUAGCGCCCAGUUAUUCGUCAACAUUAGUAUGGUAGACUUCGUCUCUAUGCCUAUCGCGCUGGCAUUGAAGAACACCUCGGGCAAAACACAGACUGUCAAGGGCCUCCCAGCAGGUGCACUCGAUACGGUAUGCUCUGCGCUGCAAAGCCAACAUGACACCGAUGGCGCAGGCUGGGAUCAACUGAUCAUAAAGUCUGGCGGGGCAAACUUACGUGCCGUAUCGCCCAACACCGGCAUAACGCUGAACAGCAGUCUAUUCAGCACCUACUUUGAUUCAUACGUUGAUCAAGUGUGGUCUAAAUACGCCAGUGAAACUCUGACGGUCGACACCCAAGGAUCUGCAGGCAGCCUUACGGGAACCGUUUCCAACGGCACGCUGAAUUUCUCAUCCGGCAGCAUCAGCUACGCUCAACCAACCUCUGCCGCUAUCUUCAGUAACAGCUCUGGUAGCUUUACUGUAUCUGGAAACAGUACCAAAGAUGCCAUCACUGCCAGACUGGCUGCUGCGUUCAAUCGAUCUACCUUGUUGAUUAAUACAAAUCAGCCAGAUGGUGAAGUUGUGAGUAAUUACUACUCGAACUCGAUCACUAAUCAUUACGCACGUAUCUGUCAUAAGACUGCACUCGAUGGCAGGGGUUAUGCAUUCCCUUAUGAUGAUGUGGGUCCGUCGAAUGGGGUGGAUCAGUCUGGGAGUGUUUUCGAUGGUAGUCCUCAGCUUUUGACUGUCACUGUCGGUGGUCUCAGCAGCAACGCGGCUAGUGAUUCUACCAAUAGCAAGACUACUACGACGUCUUCUGCACAGGUCAAUCAGAAGCAAGGUGUGCUGCACAAAGUAAAGAGGUUUGUGCGCAGGCUGUCCCGCAGCAAGUGA